Messenger RNA from Closterium sp. NIES-67, 11238 nucleotides. The record is from the annotation of a GenBank genome assembly. NCBI's taxonomy places the organism in Eukaryota, Viridiplantae, Streptophyta, Zygnematophyceae, Desmidiales, Closteriaceae.
CUUCUCAUUUCACAGCCUUCCUUCCCGCUGAUAUCGCUGGUUGCUAGUCCGUGUUCUGGUACUAGUGCUGGAGUACCAGUUUCCGUGUAGCCUAAAUCCCAGGGAUUUGAGCUGAUCUUGUCAACCCAAAUGUAACUACGCCAGUAGCGUAACGUACUUCGUUCUGCUGCCAUGAUUCGCCGUGGCGAACCGGAGUAGGGGGGGACGGAGAUCGUUGCCGUUGUUUGAAGCCGAAUUUUAAACUCUUGUGCCUGACAUCGUUGCUCUGUAGAUCGACAGAACCGCAGUUCCUUCGCGAAAUACGGGUUACGUACGUUACCAUCACCUGCUGGGAGAGCAGGCCCGCCUAAAGGAAACUCUUCACCUGUCUGACAAUUUUCCCGUAUAUGAAAUUUCUCUCAGCUUCUCUUUUGUUCGAAGCCAACGGUGCUUGUUAAGCCCACAGCUGCUUAGCUUGCUGACAUGGUCUAGAUAGCUACUGCCGACGUGUCGCCCGCUAGUUCCCUCCAUGUCAGCAGCCAGCCGUCGCCGGAAGAGCAUCAAUGCUCUGGCGUCCCCCACUCGCGUGUCGACACGUCGGACAUCACGGGCAGUGAUUGACUUGGCACGUGAUGACGUGGAGGAGAGGGAACGGAGUCAGGAGAGAGAGGAGAAAGAGGGUAACCAGGAGCAAGUUGGUAACAAGGAGAAAGAGGGUAACCAGGAGCAAGUUGGUAACAAGGAGAAAGAGGGUAACCAGGAGCAAGUUGGUAACAAGGAGAAAGAGGGUAACCAGGAGCAAGUUGGUAACAAGGAGAAAGAGGGUAACAAGGAGAGAGAGGGUAACAAAGAGAGGGAAGCGAGAGGUACGGGGGGAAUUGAUGGAAGCGAGGGAAGGAGCCCUUACAGGAGAGGGCGUGGAGAGAGAAGGGGAAGAGGAAGAGGGUCAGCGCGAGGCGAGAGAAGGGGCGAGGAGACAAGUCAGCAGCUGGCACGCCUUAACGGAGGUGUCCUUACUUCGGACGUGAUUGUAUUGAAGGAUGGGAGUGAGGACGUUUCAGGCAAUGAUGUGACUGUAUUGAAGGGCGCGGCUGACGACGGUGUGACUAAUGUGAGAGAGGAUGCUGCUGAUGAUUCCAGGAUUGACCUUGCCUCUCAACCGGAAGGAACCACGGGCCAUACGGCACGAGGAGAUGAUGACGUGGCAACUGGAGAUACUGCGAAGCCACUGUCAGCAGACAGAAACUUGGAUGACGUGGCAGCAAAGAAUACACCUGAACCGACUCCUAUGGCGGAGGAUGACAACGGUGUUGGCGAUCAGGAGAGGUCGCAGGUGACGGGUGGGGAGGAGGGAAGAGUGGCAGAGGGAGGCGUGGCAGCAGAGAAUGCGCUUGAGUCGACUCCUAGAACCGAGGUCCACAGAGGUGCUCGUGGUCUAGAGACCUCCGGGGACUAUGGUGGCGAGGUGGCAGAGGGAGGCGAGGAAGGGGGAGGCGUGGCCGAGUCAAGACAGGCGGGUGCUGUUGAGGGCUGCUGGGAACGAGGGGUGGGAGACAUAGUUGACCCGCUGACUGCCUCCCAGCCUGCUUUCGAUUCGACUCAAGAGGGAGGCGUGGCAGAGGGAGGCGUGGCAGAGUCAAGACAGGCGGGUGCUGUUGAGGGCUGUCAGGAAAGGGAGGUGGGAGGCAUAGCUGACCCGUUGACUGCUUCCCAGCAUGCUGCUCCGUGUGCUGAUGUUCCCAUGGAGGACGCCUGGAGUCUGCUGCCGAUGGAGGGUCCGGGUGAGGGUGCUGCAGUAGUGGGGCGAAGCAAGGUUGCAGUGGUAGCAGGAGCAAGUGGUUAUCCCAAGAGAGAGGUGGGGUUGGACGAAGGGGAUGACGAAGGGCGGGACGGUGAAUCGAGAGAAGGUGGCUGUAGGGUUGGCGAAGAUGCUUGUGUGGAGGAUGCUCGGGAGAGGGAUUGCGAGGUGUUGGAUGAGGUGAAGAGGGGCGGUGGUGGGGAGGGGGAGGGUGGUAGUAAGGGUGGUGGUAGUAAAUGUGGUGCUGGUCAGGGUGGUGGUGAAAAGGAGAGCGGUGAAAAGGAGGGGGGUGAAGAGGAGGGGGAUAAAAAGGAGGGUGAUGAAAAGGAGGGUGAUGAAAAGGAGGGUGGUGGAAAGGAGGGUGGUGAAAAGGAGGGUGGAGGAAGCGACGGUGCUCUUAUUGAGUUGCCGAGCCAGCAGCAUGAUCUGGUGUCGUCCCAUGGGGGCCAGCAUGCGGUGCAUCAGGCAUGCUCCUCCCAGCCGUUUCCCUUCACCAGAGACCAGUGCCAGCAGUGGCUAGACAGGGUUGAAGGGCGCACAUUCACAUAUCCCACCAGGCAGCAGCUGGGAGCAGUGGAGGUGAAGGCAGCGGAUCUGCAGCGGUUGCUGCCGGGGGAGUGUUUGAACGACACUGUCAUCGACUUCUAUGUCAAGUUCAUUGAACAGACGGUGCUGCAGGGGCCGCAGCGGUCGCGGUUCCACUUCUUCAGCACCUUCUUCUCCACCUCGCUCUUCAAGGCGCACGAGCGCUUCAAAGUGAGUCAGGACCCCCAAGAGCUGACACGGCUCACCAGGUGGACUCGAGGCACGGACAUUUUCUCCAAGGACUUCAUCGUCAUCCCCUUCCAUGAAGCGUUCCGCAGCCACUGGAGUCUGGCCAUCGUCUGCUUCCUCAGUAAGGACGUGCGGAAGACUUCUCGCAAGGCGUCAGGAGAAAACAGCAAGGGCUCAGGAGGAAGCAACAAAAAGGCAGGAGAAAACAGCAAGUCGUCAGGGGGACCAGGAGAAGGCAGCAGAGAAACACGCGGAGCAGCCAAGCUACGGGAAGAGGGCAAGGGAGAAUUCUCCACUUUAAAAAGCAGCCGAUUAUUAUCCCCUUUAAAAGGUGGUAGAGGGAUGAAAGCCGCGGCAGGUGGGCGGACACCCAAAAGGGAAGCUGAGAUUCACGGGUUGGAGGGGAAUAGAGGGGGAAAGGUGCGAGUGAGGAGAGCUGCUGACGUGGCAGAAGUUGCUGACGUGGCCGCGGAGGAAAAUGAGGCCUGCGGAGGGGGGACUUGGAAGGGUCGAAGGAGCGAAAGAAGAGUGAUGAGGCUUGCUGACGUGGCAGAAGUUCCAGGGAGGGUAGAGGAAGAGGCAGGGGUGGUGGAUGUAGGGGAGGAUGAAGAUGAGGGGGGGGAGGAAGAGCAAGAGGAAUCGGAAGAGGAGGAAAAGGGUGAGGAGGAAGGGGAGGGGGAGGAAAACGGGGAGGGCGGAUGUGGAAGAGGGGAGGUUGGGGAGGUGGGGUCUGGGGAGGAGCGGAGAGGGGAGAUGGCGAAGAAGAAGAGAGUGAGGCUUGCGGAUUUAGACCAAGUCACCACCCAGUCUGGUGAAACGGAGCAUGGUGCUGGCAGGGUACGUGCCGGCAGGUCUCACGUGAAGCGGAGGAGAGUGGAUGGGCUCGAUGGUUCUGGAGACAAUGCGGUGGGCAGCAUGGAUGCUAUGGGAAGCAUAUGCAGCAUGGGUAACAUAGGCAGCAUAGGCACCAUGGCAUGGGGUGUGAGGAAGCAGGUGCAAUCCCGCAGCAGGGCUCGGGCCAAGGUGGCGGAAUGGGAGCGAGGUGCAAGAGAGGGGGCCUCUGCUGAAGCCAGGGAAGACGAGGGCUGUGCUGCGGGUGUGAAGGAGGAGGAAAGGAGGGGAGACGAGGGGUCUGCUGCGGGCGUGGAGGAGGACAGGAGGGGAGACGAGGGUUCUGCUGCGGGCGUGAAGGAGGAGGACAGGAGGGGAGACGAGGGGUCUGCUGCGGGCGUGAAGGAGGAGGACAGGAGGGGAGACGAGGGGUCUGCUGCGGGCGUGAAGGAGGAGGACAGGAGGGGAGACGAGGGGUCUGCUGCGGGCGUGAAGGAGGAGGACAGGAGGAGAGACGAGGGGUCUGCUGCGGGUGUGAAGGAGGAGGAAAGGAGGGGAGACGAGGGGUCUGCUGCGGGCGUGAAGGAGGAGGACAGGAGGGGAGACGAGGGGUCUGCUGCGGGUGUGAAGGAGGAGGAAAGGAGGGGAGACGAGGGGUCUGCUGCGGGUGUGAAGGAGGAGGAAAGGAGGGGAGACGAGGGGUCCGCUGCGGGUGUGAAGGAGGAGGAAAGGGGGGGAGACGAGGGGUCUGCUGCGGGUGUGAAGGAGGAGGAAAGGAGGGGAGACGAGGGGUCUGCUGCGGGUGUGAAGAAGGAGGAGGAGCUAGCUGCGAAGAGGGGCGGAGACACAGGAGGUGGAAUUCGAGAGGCCACUCGAGUGGCUGCUGAAGAGGCCACUGAAGAGGCUACUGAAGAGGCUAUUAAAGAGGCUACUGAAGAGGCUACUAAAGAGGAUACUGAGGAGGCUACUAAAGAGGCUACUAAAGAGGAUACUGAGGAGGCUAUCACUGAAGAGGCUACUAAAGAGGCUACUAAAGAGGAUACUGAGGAGGCUAUCACUGAAGAGGCUACUAAAGAGGCUACUAAAGAGGAUACUGAGGAGGCUAUUAAAGAGGCUAUUGACGAGGCUACUAAAGAGGGUGCUAAAGAGGCUACUAAAGAGGCUACUGAAGGAGCACGUCGAGAUGCCACUGAGGAGGCCACUCGAGAGUCUCCUGUAGAGAAAGAAGGUGAUACACGGGAAGAGGGAGUAACUAAGGGGGGGGGUGUUACAAGGGAGGAGGUUAUUACAAGGGAAGAGGGUGGUACGAUGGUGGGAGGUGAUACAAGGGAGGGAGGUGAUAUAAGGAAAGAAAGUGGCGCGCCAACAGGAGCUGCGGAUGAUGCACAAAUCACAAACAGGGCGAUGGCUGGAGAGAAGACGGGAGCUGCUGGCAUGGGGCAAAAGGAGAAUGGGGAGGCAGCGAUUGUGGCAUAUGGGGUGAGGCUGGAAGGGGCGAUGGAGGAGGGAGUGGAGCAUGAGGAGGAGGUAAGAGAGGAUGAGGUGCUUGAGGAAGGGGAAGGGGUUGACGAGGAAGGUUUAGAAUGGGAAGGGGUAAGGAAGGCCGGCGUGAAAGAGGAAGGAGUGAGAGAGGAAGGAGUGAGUGAGGAAGGAGUGAGUGAGGAAGGAGUGAGUGAGGAAGGAGUGAGUGAGGAAGGGGUGAAUGAAGUAGGAGUGAAAGAGGGAGAGGAGAAAGGGAAAGGGGUGAACGAGGAAGGGGUGAAGGAGGAAGGGGCGAAAGGGGAAGGGGUGAAAGAGGAAGAGGAGGAAGGAGUGAACAGGGAAGAGGAGAGAGAGGGUGGGGUGAAAGAGGAAGGGGAGGAAGGCGUGAAGGAGGAGGGGUGGACGGAAGAGUGUGAGGAGGGAAAACUUAUGGAGUGCGGGGGGAAAGAGGAGAGUGGGGGGAAAGAGGAGAGUGGGGGGAAAGGGGAGUGUGAGGUGAACGAGGAGAGAGAGGUGAAGGAGGAGGAAGCAAGGAAGGGGAAGGUGGAGGAGGAGACGAGGGAGGGGGAGGUGGAGGAAGGGCGGCGAGAUGUAAGGAUGGAUGUGCCAAUUGCUGUUGUAGCUCCUGCACCAGAAUCACCUGCACCAGAAUCACCUGCAUCAGAACCACCUGCACCAGAACCACCUGCACCAGAAUCACCUGCAUCAGAACCACCUGCACCAGAACCACCUGCAUCAGAACCACUUGCACCAGAACCACAUGCACCAGAAUCACCUGCGCCAGAAGCACCUCCACCAGAACCACCUGCGCCAGAAUCACCUGCAUCAGAACCACCUGCACCAGAAUCACCUGCAACAGAACCACCUGCACCAAAAUCACCUGCAUCAGAACCACCUGCACCAGAACCACCUGCACCAAAACCACCUGCACCAGAAUCACCUGCACCAGAAUCGCCUGCACCAGAAUCACCUGCAACAGAACCACCUGCGCCAGAAUCAUCUGCACCAGAAGCACCUGCACCAGAAGCACCUGCACCAGAAUCACCUGCAGCAGAAUCACCUGCACCAGAAGCACCUGCACCAGAAUCGCCUGCACCAGAAUCACCUGCACCAGAACCACCUGCGCCAGAAUCACCUGCACCAGAAGCACCUGGUCGCGGAAUGUCUGCUCUGCAGCUGCUGAUGGGGGCACCACCGGUAGAGCCACAGCCCCUGGGCAAGGCAGGCGCGGGCCUCUGUGUCAGUGCUGCUGAGGGGACUCGUGAGGGGGUCGCUUCUGAGUCAACUCAAAAGGCACCAGCCGUAGAGCCCCAGUCCCUGGGCAAUGCAGGUGCAGGUCUCCAUGUCAGUGCUGCUGAGGGGAUUUGUGAGGGGGUCUGUGCUGCUGCUGCUGUUUCUGCUGAGGGGACUCAGGAGGGCGAGGAAGAGAUUGAAGGAAUGCAUGAGGAGGACAAUGAGGAGGACAAUGAGGAGGACAAUGAGGACAAUGAGGAGGACAAUGAGAAGGAGGCGGAUGGUUAUGGUGGUGCGAAGGCGAGGCAAGCCGGCAGCUGGAAACUUGGAUUGGACGAUGCUGAUGGUGCUAAGUAUGCUGGUGAUGGUGGUGGUGGUGAUGCUGAUGAUGCUGAUACUGGGGAUGAUGAGGCUGAUGACGACGACGAUGAUGAUGAUGAUGACGAUGAUGAUGAUGAUGUGAAGGAGAUAGUGGAGGCGACCAUUCUGUACCUGGACUCGCUGCCCGACAGCUCCAAGUCACAUGCCAUCUACAGCGCCAUCAAGUUCUAUCUGCAGGCCGAGUGGAUGAAGAGGAGCAGGGAGCCGUUGGAUCCCAAGAAGCCGCUGCAAUCUGGGCCGUUCAGCAAAGUGCGGGGGAAGAAAGUCAAGGUGCCAGAGCAGGACAACGACUAUGACUGCGGCUGCUUCAUCCUCUGCUACAUCCAGAAAUUCGCUCAAAUAGCCGCUGCCCUGCCGCGCUCUGCUGACGGUGUGGCAGACAAGCUGAGCAACGACUGGUUCCAGGCGUGUGAGGCUUCGUCACUGCGCCGCCGGCUCUUCUCCAUCGUCACCGAGAUGCUGCUGCCUGAAGACCACCCAACGCCCCAUCCCAUCUCCCCCCCUCCUCAACCCAUCUCUCCACCUCAAACCAUGUCCCCGCCUCAACCCAUCUCCCUUCAUCCAUCCUCCUCUCCACCUCCCCUUGUCGCACCAGAAAUACCCAUGUCCCAACCCUCCAACGCACUUCUGCGUCCCCCCUCUCCUCCCCUCCUUUCUCCUCUUCCAUCUCCUGCUGCCGCUGCUGCUGCUGCUGCUGCUGCCGCUGUUCCUUUUGAUGCCACGACCGCCACAACAGCAGCAACUGGAGCAGCAGCAGUAACCCGAGCCAAAGUAUCAACAGCAGCAGCAGCAGCAGCAGCAACAGGAGCAACGGAAACAGAGAAGGCAGCAGCAACAGCAGCAACAGGAAGGGCAGGAACAGAAGCAGGAACAGAAGCAGUAGCAGCAGCAAGAACCACACGUAGCAAGGCCAAGAGAGGGAGAGGCAGACCGCGGAAGCAAGUGAAGAAUGAGGCGACACACCCGGCUGCUUCAGGUGCUGCUGCUGCUGCUCCAGGUGCUUGUGACACAGCUGCUGGAGUGGGUGAAGGCUCUACUGGUGCAGGCGAUGCUGCUGGUGGUGAUGCGAACAGCACGGCUCCUAUACAGUCUACCCAAGAGGCAACUGAUGUCAAGAAUGACACCCAAGACGACACCCAAGCCGGCAUUCGAGACGGCACCCAGAACGACAGCCGAGACAGCACAAGCAGAGGGAGUGGUGAAACGCUGACUGUGUUUGGCAAGGAGCCUUGGUCCGCAUGGCCGUGGCCAGCGUCCGAGCUGUCUAGGUCUCUCGACACCUGCUCUAUACAGCUCUGGCCAGUUGCAGAACUAUCUAGAUCUCUCGACACCUGCCCUGCACUGCCCUGGCCGGCUACAGCAGUGGAGAAUGGUGGCCGCGAUGCUCCUGGUGAUGGGGAUGGUGAUGGUCGUGUUAUUGCGUCUCCAGGUGUAGUAGGGGCGUUGGGAUAUGCAGGGAGAGCGCCUGUGCUGGUUGCUAUCGUGUGGCAGGAUGAGAUGAGUCAACGUUCACAUGAGAUAGCUCUGAAUUCCAAUGAGAUGGCUAACCAUUCACUUGAGACCGGCACUGGUAGGGAGGUUGUGGCAUGGCCGUUUGGCGAGGGGGGAACUGAGAGGGAAGCAGGCGAAGGGGUGGGGGGAGAUGAGAGAGAAGGGGCGGUGAAUGGGAAAGGGCGUGUGGGGCAGAAGCGGAAGCGAGUGAAAACAGCUGCUGGGUGGGGGGUGAGGAAGAGGGGCAGGAGGGGGGUGAAGGGGCAGGAGGGGGGGGAGGGGAAGAAGGGAGAGGAGGAUGAGGAGGUGGAGGAGAAGAGGCAAGGGGGGGCGGAGGAGGGUAGGACAGAGGAGGAUGGAAGGAUGGAUGUGCGCGUAGCAGGUAAGGAAGAGGGUGGGAUGGGAGAGAGUGAAGGAGAGAGGAGGAAGAGGGGCAGGGAGAUCGGUGCAUUGAAGGAGAAUGGAAGGGAGGAGAGGGGAAGAUGGGUGGUGGUACGGCUUGGAGCAUCUCAGGAGGUGAUUCGAGUGAGGAAGGAGAGAGGGGAGGAGGAAGGCGAGGUGGAGGUUGGUGAGGCGAAGGAUGAGGAAGCGGGGGUGGGAGGAUUUGGGAGAGACGGGGAGGAGCGGUGGGGAAUGGAGGUGGAGGGAAGUGACCUUGAGAAAUCUCAAACACCAACUGUGGGCGAUGACGACGCUCUUGACACAAUGGGCUUGGAGGGUCGGGAGGAGGAGAGGAGAGGACAAAAAAUGAAGAGCGAGGAGGAGAACGAAGGCGAGGAUGAGAAGGGAGAGGAGGAGAAAGGAACUGAGGAGAAGGGAGAGGACAAGGGAGAGGAGAAGGGAGAGGAGGAGAAGGGAGAGUGUGAGAAGGAUAUGGUUGAAGGGGGCGAGGGGGAAGUUGGACUUGGGAACAUGGGGAGACAGGGCAAGGAUUACCUAGAGAAGCAUCAGCACGAGGAGCAAGUGGAGGAGCAGCAAGUGGAGCAGCAAGUGGAGCAGCAACCGGGGCAGCAACCGGAGCAGCAACAGGAGCAGCAACUGGAGCAGCAAGGGGUGGAAGGAAGCAGAGGGCGGACCAAGAAAUGGUUCCUGGAACGCAAAGCAGUGCUGGAGAGGUGGGAGGCAGCAGGGAGGGAAGAAACGGAAGCAGUCGGAUCAGCAGGGGGCCUGGGAGCAGUCGAGCGAAUAGCAGAGGAUAGGUGGGCAGGAGGCAUGGGGAGGGGACGGUUUGAAGCAGGCGGUGUUGCAGCAGUGGAGGUAGGGGCAGCAGCAGGGGCAGCAGCAGCCGGAGCAGCAACAGUGGCAACAGCAGCAGCAGCAGCAGCAGAGGAUGGGUGGGCAGGAGGCAUGAGGAGUGGAGGCAUGGGGAGGGGACGGGUGGGAGCAGGGGAUAUUGCAGCAGAGGAGGUAGAGGCAGCAGCAGGGGCUGCAGUGGCAGCGUCAGCCGCAGCAGCAGUGGUGGCUUCUAUGGCAGCAUUUGUGCGACAGACGCUUGCAGCUGCUGCCCGUGCUGCUGCUGCUGCUGCUGCCGCCGCUGCUGCUGCUGCCGCUGCUGCUGCCGCUGUCAGUGAUGCUGCUGGUCAGGAGGAGGGACGGGCAGGGUUAGAAGCAGCAGGUGCAGGCACAGAGGCAGCGAUCCGAGAAACUGGCCCAGCCAAACAGGUAUUGGUUCCAGAAGCUGACAUGGCACCAGACGCAGCAGCAGCAGCAGCGACAACACCAGACGCAGGAGGCCCUGAGCCGGUUCCAGGGCUUGCUUCAGACCCCGAAUGCAGUCUUGGCCGUCUUGUGCACUUUGGAUUCACUCGAGCGGCAAAGGGGAAGCAGCAGCGGUGGGGGGCAGGGCCUGCGGAGCCUAUGGGAAGAAAAUGGCGGGGGGUGGGAAAUGGCUCUGAAGUGCCACGGCGCAUGGUGGGGUUUGGGGAGCUGGCGGCAUGGAAUGGGGUGUGGCGGGGAGUGAGAGAGGGGAGUGGCAGGAGUGGGUUGAGGGAUGGAGUGGGGGUGGAAGUUGCAUGGCAGACGUGCCUGGAGCGAGUGAGCAUAAGGAAUUUCGGAGUCAGAUUGGGUUGGACGGGGAGGAAAGAGGAGGGAGGUGGAGAGGGUGAAAGCGAACAGCAUUGGACGGGUUGUGCGGGAAGGGAGGGUGUAAGGCCCGGUGCCCACGAAGGGGAAUUAGAUGAUGGCGCUGUGGAGGAGGAUGUGAAGGAGCAAGUGAAGGAGCAAGUGAAGGAGCAAGUGAAGGAGGAGGUGAAGGAGCAAGUGAGGGAGGAAGUGAAGGAGCAAGUGAAGGAGGAUGUGAAGGAGGAAGUGAAGGAGGAAGUGGAGGAGGAAGUGAAGGAGCAAGUGAAGGAGGAGGUUAUGGAGGGUCUCGAGAUAAAGCGUAUGAUUGGUGAUGAGAUCGGGCAUGGUGCGGAGGAAGGGGGACAAGAGGAAGAAAGCAGACAAGAGGAAGAAAGCAGACAAGAGGAAGAAAGCAGACAAGAGGAGGAAAUCAAGAUACAGGAAGACGAAGGGAUGAAGGGAGAGGGGACGUCUAUAUAGCAGCUGAGCCAGAGGGGGAAACGGUGGGGAGGAAGAGAAGAAGACUCGAUCGAGUCGAACCUGACUUGAAGAAGUGCGUUACUCGCAGCCCUGAGAGUGAUGCCUCUCCAGUCAAACCUGACACCUCUGCUGACAAUGCAGGUACUAGUCCGAGUGACAGUAGGCUUGGUGAGAACAGGCUCGGCAGCAGCAGCCUCGGUGUUACCAGCAGCAGGCCUGUGCGAAGGGCUAGCCUUGGCAGAUUCGGGUUCGGCCGAACCAGACUGGAAGAGGGGCUCAGGUUCGGCGAGGAGAUCUCGCCGGUGCUGCUGCUUCACAGGCUUGAAAACCACCCAAAACGCCCCCGAAGCAAGCUGGCUCGGAAGUCCAGGUUCGGUAAAGGACCGCGCCAGACCUACGAGGAAUCGGGUUCGGUUAGGAGGUUCGGCAGUGGUCGGGGGAUGCGCAGGAGGAAAGGCAAGAGUAGUGUGCGGCAAGCUACUGAUGGCAAUCAGGAGUGUGAUAAUAAGGGAGAGGCUAGUAACAGUGGCGGGAUUGACAGAGGGAAAGGCACAGAUGUGGUAGAUCUAGCUAGUGUGCCAGAGGCUGCGGAAAUAGGAGAGAGAGCAGAUGCAGGGGAGAGGGUGGAGGGGAGAGGCGAAAGAGCAGCCGGCAGUAGUCUUGAUGUUUCCCCUCCCCUUCCUAUUCCUCCUCCUCUUCAUCUCUCCCCUCGACGUCCGCCUCCUCCC